CGGAGUUUCAUUCAGCAUUUUGAGAGUUUUCACUAGAUUGCCAUUGGUUAGCGCUAAUCUUCUGGGUGUGCAGUCCAGCAGUUCUGCAAGCUGGUGCUCUUCCACAUCCAGCGCUCAUUUGUGGACGAUCUUUGCAAAGUGACAAGGGAAUUGCAGCAUCGACCAAGGCGACCUGCAGGCUGCAGCUUGAAGAGAACACUUAGAUCAAACAAGGGUGCCCUGUUGACAAGGAGGGAUUUUUCUGAAUCUUCGUAGUAGCAGAGAUUCUGGUGGCACGCAGCGAUGGCAGACCAUGAGGAGGAUGACAAGAAAAACCCCAAGGCGCUUGAUGAGGAAGACAUCAACGUUUUGAAGAGAUAUAACACCGGCUCGUAUGCCAACGCAAUCAAGCAAGCGGAGAAGGAUAUCAAGGACAAGGCAAAAAAGAUCAAUGACCUUUGUGGAAUCAAGGAAUCAGACACGGGGCUUGCAGCACCCAGCCAAUGGGAUCUGGUCUCUGACAAGCAGGCGAUGCAAGAGGAGCAGCCUUUGCAGGUCGCCCGCUGCACAAAGAUCAUCAAUCCCGGGACUGACGAAGCCAAGUAUGUGAUCAAUGUCAAGCAGAUCGCAAAGUUCGUGGUGGGGCUUGGUGACAAGGUGUCACCAACGGACAUUGAAGAAGGCAUGCGCGUCGGGGUUGACCGCACCAAGUACCAGAUUCAGAUCCCGCUCCCUCCCAAGAUCGACCCGAGCGUGACCAUGAUGACGGUCGAGGAGAAGCCUGACGUCACGUACAGCGACAUUGGGGGGUCCAAGGAGCAGAUUGAGAAGAUGCGGGAGGUUGUCGAGCUGCCGAUGCUGCACCCCGAGAAGUUCGUCAAGCUCGGAAUCGACCCCCCCAAGGGCGUGCUCAUGUACGGGCCCCCCGGAACGGGGAAGACGCUGCUCGCGAGGGCGGUGGCCAACCGUACAGACGCGUGCUUCAUCCGAGUGAUUGGCAGCGAGCUGGUCCAGAAGUACGUGGGCGAGGGCGCGCGCAUGGUGCGCGAGCUGUUCCAGAUGGCGCGCUCCAAGAAGGCGUGCAUCGUCUUCUUCGACGAGGUGGACGCGAUCGGGGGCGCGCGCUUCGACGACGGCAGCGGCGGCGACAACGAGGUGCAGCGCACGAUGCUCGAGAUCGUCAACCAGCUGGACGGCUUCGACGCGCGGGGCAACAUCAAGGUCCUCAUGGCCACCAAUAGGCCUGACACGCUAGACCCCGCCCUCCUUCGACCUGGUAGACUGGACCGGAAGGUAGAGUUUGGAUUGCCAGACCUGGAGAGCCGCACGCAAAUCUUCAAGAUCCACUCUAGGACCAUGAACUGCGAGCGGGACAUCCGGUUUGAGCUCCUGGCUCGCCUGUGCCCGAACAGCACGGGAGCCGACAUCAGGAGUGUUUGCACGGAAGCGGGCAUGUAUGCAAUCAGAGCGAGGCGGAAAACGGUCAGCGAAAAGGACUUCCUAGAGGCUGUAAACAAGGUCAUCAAGGGGUACCAAAAGUUCAGCGCCACGCCAAAGUACAUGGUGUACAACUAGGACGAAGAUUGUGGGGAAAAUCAGCUUGGAAAGCGCGCUCAAUUUCGUGCUCUGCCACUCAUAUUCCCUGCGCUGCGUGCAACAUGGUUGUUGCUGCCUGGAGUCUCAGCUGUAGUCUGCAUUGUUUAAGCAUCACCAUGCGAUGAGCCAGUAUUGAGGAGAA
Klebsormidium nitens is the source of this 1717-nucleotide messenger RNA. The record is from the annotation of a GenBank genome assembly. NCBI's taxonomy places the organism in Eukaryota, Viridiplantae, Streptophyta, Klebsormidiophyceae, Klebsormidiales, Klebsormidiaceae.